Penaeus monodon (black tiger shrimp) is the source of this 1891-nucleotide messenger RNA. Its product is annotated as galactose-3-O-sulfotransferase 4-like. Gene Ontology annotation, molecular function: galactosylceramide sulfotransferase activity. The transcript has 10 exons. Gene Ontology annotation, biological process: glycolipid biosynthetic process. Gene Ontology annotation, cellular component: membrane. The coding region runs from base 196 to 1608 and encodes 470 amino acids. The record is from RefSeq and is a predicted model, not a curated record. NCBI's taxonomy places the organism in Eukaryota, Metazoa, Arthropoda, Malacostraca, Decapoda, Penaeidae.
AGCCCCAGUCAUUUUGAAGAGUUUGCAGGUGAAAGGUGUGAGUUUCACUUUUUCGAAAGGAUUAAAUGAAUAUUUUGUAUUAUAAUGUUUACAGUGAAGAUGGCUAAAUAAUGACUGUCAAUAGUGAUCUAGUAUUUUUAAGUGACAGGACGGAUAACAAGUGGCAAGUUCACUUAAACUUUCUUGGAGACCGACAUGGAAGGAAAAACUAGUGACAAAUAUCAGGUGUUCAGAGCAGAGGCAGAACCAGGAGCAUACAGUAUGAUGCCACGCCUGCUCAAGACUGGCAUUCGGAUGGUGGGAAAAACGGUGGGAUGCGGGCGUAUGGCGUGUUUCACGUUCGUGGUGGCGCUGGUGUUCGCUGGACAUUACAUCGCCGGCGGCCGGUUCACAUUCAAUAGCGCCCUCAGAUUCGCGCCUCCUGAUUGGCUGACGCGCGACCCUGACAGCUGCCGGCCGAGCACGAACGUCGCCUUCCUCAAGACUCACAAAUGCGCUUCGUCCGCCGUGCAGAACAUCCUCUUCCGCUAUGGAUACGCCCACGGCCUGCGCUUCGCCCUCCCUGACUACGGCAACUAUUUCGGAGGGCCUGUGGCCUUCGACGCGGACAUGGUUCGCCUCACGCCCUGGUACGGUCUCGGGGUCAACAUCUUCGCCAUACACACCAAGUGGGACUUCGAGCAGGUUAAAAGCGUGAUGCCCAAUGACACUGUAUACAUCUCCAUCAUCAGGGAACCGAGCGAACUGUUCGAGUCGCUUUAUACCUACGCUGAGUUCGAGAAGUUUUACAAGAAAACACUGGAGGAAUUCGUAGAGUCGGAAGAUGUAGAUGGCACGAGAUACCGAAAAUAUCUGUGGUAUAAUCAAAUGGCCUGGGAUUUCGGUCUGCCGGCGGAAGCUAUGAAAGACCUCGACGCAGUGCAACGACUGGUGGACAUGGCCGACGAGCAGUUCGGGUUGGUGAUGGUGACAGAGAGGAUGGACGAGUCCCUGGUGUUGCUCAGUCACUUCCUCUGCUGGGAUCUGAGUGACGUUGUUGUGCUUAAAGUCAACGCAAGGAGUUCAAAGUUCAGGACAAACCUGAGCGCCGAGACACAAGCAACCCUCAAAAGGAAGCUGGCGCCAGACUACCUUCUGUACGACCACUUCGUCAGGAAGUUCGACCGGCUGGUGGAGCUCUUCGGCAGAGAGAGGAUGGAUAAGGAGGUUGCUAAGUUAAGGAACCACAUGGAGGAGCUCUUGCAGAAAUGUAACUUCCUGAAGAAAAAAUCUGUAGACAUGAAGGGACCUAAUAAACCGUGGUCUGGAAUGGUCGAAGGCUACAAACCGGACUCCAACAACAGAUCCUGUGAGCAAUUCUCGCAAUCUGAGAUCUCUUUCAUAAACCUCCUUCGUGGACGCCAGAAAACGGAAGCUUUGCAAAGGUUCGGAAGAGGCUCUGCUCUUGGUCUCGACGCCCUCCCCCUAGGCGCUGAAGCCCUGGGAAGCUCCGCAAGCAUGAUGGAGAGAAUUAACCAACUUAAGAAGAAAUUAGUCUACAAGGAGGGUUCCGAAGGAGGGGGAGGGGAAGGGGGAGGGGAUCAGGACGGCCAAACGACUGUUCGUUAAUUCCUUAAUCUUCCUCAACGUCAUUACGAGGGGAGGAUAACCCAACAAAAGAAAAAAUAAAUAAUUUUACGCUUGGAUCAUCCUUGGUCCAUUUUCGAAAGCUAGAGUGACUGGAAGGUAGUAUUUUUGCGUGUUUGCGUGAGGUUGUUUCCCUCAAUGGCACAUUUUAUAUAUUUGAUCUCUAUGUAUGAUUUCGAGCAAUAUAGGUAUGUAUAUUUGUAUAUUUAUACAAAUAAACGCACACACACACGCACACACACACACACACAUGUAUGCAUAUACA